AUGGGUUUCAAAUUCACCAGAAGUUCUGCAUACCUCUCCAGAUACCAAACUCCUUUCAGAAGAAGAGCUGAAGGUAAGACUGACUACUAUGCCAGAAAGAGAUUAAUCACUCAAGCCAAGAACAAGUACGCUUCUCCAAAGUACAGAUUGGUCGUCAGAUUCACCAACAAGGACAUCAUCUGUCAAAUCGUCUCUUCCACCUUAACUGGUGACAUUGUUUUGACUGCUGCAUACUCCCAUGAAUUAAAGAAUUACGGUAUCACCCACGGUUUGACCAACUGGGCUGCAGCUUACGCUACCGGUUUGUUGGUUGCCAGAAGAGCUUUGAAGAAGUUGGGUCUGGACGAAACCUACACCGGUGUCGAGGAAGUUGAAGGUGAAUUCGAAUUAACCGAAGCUGUCGAAGACGGUCCAAGACCAUUCAAGGUUUUCCUUGAUGUUGGUUUACAAAGAACCACCACUGGUGCCAAGGUUUUCGGUGCUUUGAAGGGUGCUUCCGACGGUGGUUUGUACGUUCCACACUCCCCAUCCAGAUUCCCAGGUUGGGAUAUCGAGGGCGAAGAAUUAGAUGCUGAACUUUUGAGAAAGUACAUCUUCGGUGGUCACGUCGCUGAAUACAUGGAAGAAUUGAUGGAUGACGAUGAAGAAAGAUACUCUCUUUUGUUCAAGUCUUACAUUGCUGAUGACAUUGACGCUGAUGCCGUUGAAGACAUCUACUUGAACGCUCACGAACAAAUCAGAGAGGACCCAUCUCCAAAGAAAUCUGCUGACAAGAAGGCUGAAUACGCUGCUGCUUCCAAGAAGUUCCAACAAAAGAAGCUCACCAGAGACGAGAGAAAGGCCAGAGUCGAAGCAAAGAUUUUGGAAUUCAAGGCUUCUGCUUAA
Pichia membranifaciens NRRL Y-2026 is the source of this 885-nucleotide messenger RNA. RefSeq lists its product as hypothetical. NCBI's taxonomy places the organism in Eukaryota, Fungi, Ascomycota, Pichiomycetes, Pichiales, Pichiaceae. Gene Ontology annotation, biological process: translation; ribosomal large subunit assembly. Gene Ontology annotation, molecular function: structural constituent of ribosome; 5S rRNA binding. The record is from RefSeq and is a predicted model, not a curated record. The coding region runs from base 1 to 885 and encodes 294 amino acids. The transcript has a single exon. Gene Ontology annotation, cellular component: cytosolic large ribosomal subunit; ribosome.